UAUACCGACCGUAUAAAAUUAUGAUGAUGUUAUUGUCGCCGUUGUUGAUAUAAUCCGCUAGGAGCGCGACGCUCUGUUCGCCUUAAUUUUCAAGUUCACCACCCGUUACGGAAUACGGAUUGACCAUUAAAAUAGUUAUAGUGUUAUUCUUAUUGUUAUAGUUAUUGUUUUAUAGUGUUGAUUAAGUGAAUUAAGUUGUUGAUUUGUUAAUUAAGAAGUUAAUUUGUUCCGCGUGAAAAAUGCCAGGACAUCGCUGUAUUGCCCCCGGUUGUAAUUCCGGUUACGAUUCUUGUAAAGAAAAAUAUCAUUUUUUCACAGUUCCCAAGGAUGAUAUUCAAUUACGAGAAUGGACCAAAGCAAUUCCGAGGAAAGACUUUUUAAUAAAACCUCGUCAGGUGGUUUGUGAACGGCAUUUCCACGAAGAAGAAAUUUUAAGGAAACGAAUAAUGACUGACAAAGAUGGGGCAAUUUUAGCUGAGGCUGUAUAUAAAAUUCCGAAAUUAAAAGAAGGAGCUAUACCGUCAAUAUUUCCAAACUGUCCAAAAUACCUAUCCUACUCUUUAAAACGAAGGAAAUUACCAUUAAUUAGAAGUAGCUCACCUAAAAAAAAGAAAACCGACAAAAAAAAAGACCCACAAAUGGAUUGUGCAUUCAAUUCUAAACCAUGUAUAGAAAUUGCUAUUACUGAUUCUAUUAAUGAUUCAGUAGGGAUUUUCUCAUUCUCUAAACUUCAAGAAAAUGUUAAUAGCAUUGUUUUUCCAAGUGGAUGGAGCAGGCAUGACAUUCCUGGAAAGUUGAUAAUGUUUUCUUUUUUUAUUGUUAAAACAGAAGAAACAGCAAAUACAGAAAAUUAUAUUCCCACUCCUAUUUUAUAUAAAAGAGUAUGCUUAGGAGUAAAUUUAAAUGUUCAAUGUUUUGUUAUGAAUAUAUCAGUUAAUAAUGACCUUUUUGGAUUAAAUAGAUUAAAUUGUACUAAAGACUUAGAAGAUAUUUUAAAAAAAUUUGAUACUAGUGUCAUUUGCAAAGGAUAUAAAUUAAAAGAACAACUUCUACAUUCUAAAACAACAUUUACAGAUCCGGCUGGUAAUCUUAGACAUAUCAUGUGUCCACUCAUCUUGAACCAAAAUAAUGACUGUACAUAUUGUAACAAAGCUAUAAGGACUAUUAUGCGCAAAAGGCUCCGUUUACAAAAAAAUAAUACUACUCCAAAGAGAAUUCAUAUUUUAUCUAGUUCCAAAGUACAACAACUUCGUAAAAAUCACAAAUUAACAUUGCAAAGGAAAUAUCGAGCUGUAAUACUCAAUAAAAAGCUAAAAAAUAAAUUAUUUAAUAUGCAAGGUGAAAUGUCAAAACUGACCACAAUGGGGCUUGAAGAAAGGCUAACAACUAAUAAGAUACCUACUAAUCAACGGGUUGCCUUACAUGAAAUUUUGUCCGCAUCACAAGUCCUCAAUUUAAAAGGUCGCAGAUAUUCCGAAGAUUGGAUCCUUUUAUGUUUACUAUUUCAUAUGCGUUCACCAUGUGGCUAUAAUUUUGUUAGAAAUAAUGACAUUAUGCCAUUACCUUGUGUAAGGACCAUAAGAAGGUACCUAUCAUCUAUCGAUACACAAUGUGGGUUUGAUCCAAAAUUUCUACAGAUGUUUUCUCUUUAUAUGGUAUACAAUUGCCUUAUAUUUGCAGCAAUUUAUAUACUUAAUUUGAAGCAAAACAUUGAGUUCACAGGAGGAGAAGCUUCCCACUUUGCCCUUUCCACACAAAUGCUUAUGUACUAA
Molecule: messenger RNA, 1772 nt
Organism: Acyrthosiphon pisum (pea aphid)
Lineage: Eukaryota; Metazoa; Arthropoda; Insecta; Hemiptera; Aphididae
Exons: 4
Coding region: 240-1772 (510 amino acids)
Source: RefSeq, a predicted model, not a curated record